Molecule: messenger RNA, 4470 nt
Organism: Xyrauchen texanus (razorback sucker)
Lineage: Eukaryota; Metazoa; Chordata; Actinopteri; Cypriniformes; Catostomidae
Gene: atp8b1
Product: ATPase phospholipid transporting 8B1
Exons: 28
Coding region: 182-3928 (1248 amino acids)
Biological process (GO): Golgi organization; phospholipid translocation
Cellular component (GO): plasma membrane
Molecular function (GO): ATP binding; ATPase-coupled intramembrane lipid carrier activity; magnesium ion binding
Source: RefSeq, a predicted model, not a curated record
UAAUGGGUUUGAAGGAAUAAAGAGUCUCCUCGUCCGACCAGUUUUUCCAGUUUGAUAUAGACACGUAACGCACACAACAGCCCUUCAACACUGGCACGGCACGAACAUGGAGCAAUAAGUCUGUAUUAACACCUACAAAGGAUUCACACAAGUCACUCUGAGAACGUGUGUAGUGGUCAGGAUGAGCGCUCGGCAUCGAGCAGGUUCCCAGGACUCCCUGGACCAGCCGGACGAUGAGGUUGUGCCCUACAGUGAUGAUGAAACUGACGAAGAAAUAGACGAUGAGCUGGAAACAAGAGAUGAUGAGACACCAGGACCAGGAGUAGAAGAAAUCAGCCCCACAGCUACUGGAGAGGCCGGUUGGAGUGUCCGAGCGAACGACAGAGAAUACUGCAAACGACCAGAGUUCCAGAAAAAGGUCUUUCUGUGUAUCAAGAAAAGCAAAUACUCUGGAAAUGCAAUCAAGACUUAUAAAUACAACGUCCUCACCUUCCUGCCCUUGAACCUGUACGAGCAGUUUAAGAGAGCAGCUAACCUCUACUUCCUGUGUCUACUCAUCCUACAGAUCAUUCCUCAAAUCACCACACUGCCUUGGUACACCACCCUAGUGCCAUUAGUGCUGGUGCUUGGCAUCACUGCCAUCAAAGACCUGGUGGACGACCUGGCUCGACACAGAAUGGACAAAGAAAUCAACAACAGGAAGUGUGACGUGCUGCUUAAUGGCAGAUUUGUCGAGACCAGAUGGAUGCACUUGCAAGUUGGUGAUAUUGUACGACUAAAGAAAAACGAUUUUAUCCCAGCAGAUAUUCUGUCGUUGUCCAGUUCAAACCCCAACAGUCUGUGUUAUGUAGAGACGGCAGAACUUGAUGGAGAGACGAAUCUGAAGUUUAAGAUGGGUCUGAAAGUGACAGACGAACGCCUUCAAGAGGAGGAACAGAUGGCGAGGUUUAAUGCGAUGGUUGUGUGUGAAGAACCCAACAAUCGUUUAGAUAAGUUCAUUGGAACGAUGAUCUGGGAAUCUAAGAGUUACUCUCUCGAUCUCGACAACAUGCUGCUCAGAGGAUGCAAAAUUCGCAACACCGACGUGUGUCAUGGGCUGGUCAUAUUUGCAGGAAACGACACUAAAAUAAUGAGAAAUGGAGGAAAGACCCGAUUCAAACGCACCAAUAUAGACAAGCUCAUGAAUUACAUGGUCUACACUAUCUUCGUCAUGCUGAUUUUGAUCUGUGCUGGUCUGUCCAUCGGACACACAUACUGGUACGAGAGCAUCGGCAGUAAGGCCUGGUAUCUUAUAGAUGGUCUGGACUACACUUCAUCUUACAGAGGGUUCCUCAGUUUCUGGGGCUACAUCAUCAUCCUCAACACCAUGGUGCCCAUCUCUCUUUAUGUGAGUGUGGAGGUGAUCCGGUUGGGUCAGAGUAAGUUCAUUAACUGGGAUCUGCAGAUGUACUACGCUGAAAAGGACACACCAGCUAAAGCCAGAACCACCACACUGAACGAGCAGCUGGGUCAGAUCGAGUACAUCUUCUCUGAUAAAACCGGCACGCUCACGCAGAAUAUCAUGGCCUUCAAGAAGUGCAACAUCUCAGGAUUUACCUAUGGCGAGCCCACCAGUGCUGAUGGUGUGUCCUUGGAUCAUGCAAAGCCUGCAGAUUUCAGCUGGAAUAAGUACGCUGACAAGAGCUUCCAGUUUUCAGACAGUUUCCUAAUUUCCUGUAUCUGUUUGAAGAAGGACCCGGCAAUACUGGAGUUCUUCAAGCUGUUGUCCUUGUGUCACACUGUCAUGGUAGAACAUAAAAAUGAUGAUCUUGUGUACCAGGCGGCGUCUCCCGAUGAGGGCGCUCUGGUAACAGCCGCACGGAACUUCGGCUUUGUGUUUCUGUCCCGAACGCAGGACACCAUCACUAUCAGUGAGAUGGGUAAAGAGGAAACUUACGAGGUGCUCGCGCUGCUCGACUUCAACAGCGACCGCAAGCGCAUGUCCAUCAUCCUGAAGUUUCCAGAUGGUCGUAUUCGGCUGUACUGUAAGGGCGCAGACACUGUGAUCUACCAGCGACUCGAUCCAAAUUCCCAGCAUAAAGAGACGACUCAGGAAUCUCUGGACAUCUUUGCAAAUGAGACUCUGCGGACUCUGUGUCUCUGUUACAAGGACAUCGGUCAAGCAGACUUCGACGCCUGGUCGAUGAAACAUCAGGCCGCUAGCAUUUCCAUGGGUAACCGCGAGGAAGCUCUGGACCGCGUGUACGAGGAGAUCGAAAAUAACCUUCUGAUGAUUGGUGCGACAGCCAUUGAAGACAAACUUCAGGACGGCGUUCCGGAGACCAUCGCAAAACUAGCCAAGGCUGACAUCAAGAUCUGGGUUCUGACUGGCGACAAGAAAGAGACGGCUGAAAAUAUCGGCUACUCGUGCCAGCUGCUGACCGAUGACAUGAAGAUCCACUUUGGAGAGGACGUGAACGAACAGCUGAGGAACAGACAGGCGAACAGACGCAGCGACCCUCAAGGCAGGAAUAAGAAGAACAAGGAGGUGUUUUUCACAGAGCCUGGCAAGAACGCCCUCAUCAUCACCGGAGGCUGGCUGAAUGAGAUCCUGUACGAGAAGAAAAAGAAACGUCGUCGUUUCCGCCUGAAGAAGCUCGGCAAACGGUUUGCCAACCCCAGCCACCCUCAGGACAUCAACCAACCCAUCGACGACUGGGAGAAACAAAAGAGACAGGAGGACUUUGUUGACAUGGCGUGUGAAUGCAGUGCGGUGAUCUGUUGCAGAGUGACCCCCAAACAGAAGGCCAACGUGGUCAGUCUGGUGAAACGGUACAAGAAGGCUUGUACUCUGGCUAUCGGAGACGGAGCCAAUGAUGUCAACAUGAUAAAGACUGCAGAUAUUGGCGUUGGCAUUAGCGGUCAGGAGGGCAUGCAGGCGGUCAUGUCCAGCGAUUACGCUUUCGCUCAGUUCCGUUAUCUUGAACGCCUCCUGCUGGUGCACGGGCGCUGGUCCUACAUCCGCAUGUGCAAAUUCCUGCGUUACUUCUUCUACAAGAACUUCGCCUUCACCCUGGUCCACUUCUGGUUCUCGUUCUUCAAUGGAUUUUCCUCACAGACGGCAUAUGAAGACUGGUUCAUCACUCUGUACAACGUUUGCUACAGCAGUCUGCCGGUUCUCCUUGUUGGUCUUCUGGAUCAGGAUGUGAAUGACAAACUGAGUUUACGGUUCCCGAAGCUUUAUCUUCCGGGUCAGCAGGGGGCGCUGUUUAACUACAGGAAAUUCUUCAUCAGUUUGUUCCACGGGAUCUUCACGUCCCUCAUGAUCUUCUUCAUUCCGUACGGGGCGUUCCUGCAGACGAUGGGUCAAGACGGGGAGGCUCCGUCAGACUAUCAGUCAUUCGCCGUGGUAGCCGCGUCAUCGCUCAUCAUCACCGUGAACCUGCAGAUCUCAUUGGACACCUCCUAUUGGACGUUCGUGAACUUUUUCGCAGUGCUCGGCAGUAUCGCCAUUUACUUCGGCAUCAUGUUUGACAUGCACAGCGCAGGAAUACACGUCAUUUUCCCAUCAACUUUCACGUUUACAGGUGCGGCGUCUAAUGCUCUGAGGCAGCCGUACCUGUGGCUGACCAUCAUCCUGACGGUGGGGAUCUGUCUCCUUCCUGUCGUCUGCAUCCAGUUCCUCUAUCAAACCAUCUGGCCUUCUAUCGCUGACAAGGUUCAGAAAAACAGGAAAAAAUACGAAAUGGAAGACGAACAGGAGGAGAGAAAGAAGAGGAAGCCCACGUUCCAGCGUGGCGGACGUUCUCGACGCUCGGCGUAUGCGUUCUCGCACUCCCAAGGUUACGCCGACCUCAUCCGCUCGGGUCGCAGCAUACGCCAGAAACCGCGCGUGCGCCCUCAACUCCGAGAGAGCAUACGAGAGGUUCCUCAAGCUGAAAACAUCUGAAAUGCUCACGACCCACUCGGGCUGCGUUCCAAAUGCACUCCAAACACUGCUUAGUAAUACUGAAUGUGUUCAAGUCGUGUGCCUUUGCACAAUCAUAUCUGAGCUGCCCGCUGGAAUGGGCCAAUAGGAAGAGCCGUUGUGAGAUCUAAGGGGGAGGGGUUUCAUAAAAGCACUAAUAGGGGAAGGUCUAACAAGGGCUUUAAUUCUACAAUACAAUUAAACACUCACCGAUGACCAGUUCUGGUUUUAAUGUUGUGCACUGCGCACAACAAAUUGUAUAUCUCAGGUUUUUGUUAUGUGAUGUCACACUUGUGUCAGUGGUCGGGACCUUGAUUUGUAUGUGCAUUGAAGGGUCGUGUGUGUGCGUGUGUGUGUGUGUGUGUGUGUGUGUGUGAGUGUGUGAGUGAGUGAGUGAGAGAGAGUGUGAGAGAGAGAGUGUGUGUGUGUGUGUGAGAGAGAAAGUGUGUGUGUGUGAGAGUGUGUGUGUGUGUGUGUGUGAGAGAUAGUGUGUGUGAGAGAGAGAGUGUGUGUGUGUGAGAGAG